GGAAAAAGCAAUUCUGCGUGAGAUUUUCAUGCUGGGAUACGGCACCCUGAUCGGCAAAUACUACGGAAAAGGCGCUGCUGCCUCGACUUAUCUGAGGCCUCUCCAUGACAUCGCUGUCAAGGCCUUCAGCGAGAAGAACGUUGCUGACCUCAUCCUCAUUGUGAAAGUUCUGGGUAACGCCGGACAUCCUGACAGUCUGAAGACGAUCACGAGGCUCGUGCCCAUCUUUAACAGCGGUGCUGCCGAACUGCCCCUCAGAGUCCACAUCGAGGCCGUUCUCGCUCUGAGGAGCAUCGCCAAGAGGGAGCCCAAGAUGGUCCAGGAGAAGGUUCUUCAGGUGUUCAUGGACAAAUCUCUGCACCCAGAGCUGCGUAUAGCCGCUGCCAUCGUGCUGUUUGAGACCAGCCUGCCCUUCGGUCUGGUGAACGUGAUGGCUGUUUCUCUCCUGAAUGAAAGAAACCUGCAGGUCGCCAGCUUCGCCUACUCUUACAUGAAGGCCAUGACCAAGACCACCUCCCCUGACUUUGCUUCAGUUGCUGCAGCCUCUAAUGUCGCCAUGAGGAUGCUCAGCUCCAAACUGGACAGACUUAGCCACCGCUACAGCGGAGCAUACUACUACGACUACUACGCCAAUCCCUGGAUGGUGGGAGCUGCUGCCAGUGCCUACUACAUCAAUGAUGCUGCAACUGUUUUUCCAAGAACCAUCAUGGCCAAAGCUCGCACUUACCUGGCCGGAGCUUACGCUGACGUUCUUGAGUUUGGAGUGAGAACUGAGGGAAUCCAGGAGGCCUUGUUGAAAGCCCGAAACCUCCCAGCGAAUGCAGACAGGAUCGCCAAGAUGAAACAAGUCAUAGCAGCUCUUCAGGACUGGAGGAAACAUCCUUCAGGCCAGCCUCUGGCCUCCAUGUACGUGAAGAUCCUCGGACAAGAAAUUGCAUUUGCCAACAUUGACAAAAGCAUUGUCCAGCAGAUCAUUCAGCAUGCAAGCGACGCUGACCUCCGCAGUUAUGGCGAGCAGGCUCUGGACGUUCUGAAGACCGGUUUCACGAAGCAUUACGCCAAGCCCAUGCUGAUUGCUGAGAUCCGUCGCAUCCUCCCCACCAGUGCUGGUCUUCCCAUGGAGCUCAGCUUCUACACCGCUGCUGUGGCCGUUGCAUCUGUUAAGGCCUCUGUGGCCACCCCGAUCGCCAAUCUGCCCCAGAACCUCCUGCAGCUUCUGAGGACCGACUUUAGCAUGAGCGCUGAAAUCACCCCGAGUGUUUCCACGCACACCUACGCAGUCAUGGGAGUGAACACAGCCUUCCUCCAGGCCUCGCUGCUGUCAAAGGCCGAAGUUUACACGGUUCUGCCCGACAAGAUGGAGGCGAGAUUUGAAAUGACGAAGGGCAACUACAAGUUUGAGUUCCCAUCUAUUAAGGAGAUUCACACUAUUGCAUCUGCAAGUGUUGAGACAUUUGCUGUGGCGAGGAAUGUGGAAGACCUCCAACAUACCAAAAAGACACCAGUGGUCCCAGCUGAUGCUGCCGCUCGGCUGGCGAGAGUCUCCAAGAGGAUUUCUAGCAUGGCAUCCUCUCUGGCUGGUGGCCUGUCCGCGUCGUCUGAAAUACUCCCCGUCGAUUUGCCAAAACCAAUCUCCAGCAAACAGAAACUUCUCAAACCCUUUAACAAGACCAUGUGUGCUGCAAGUGAGACCUUUGGAUUCAAGGCAUGCACUGAGGUUAAAUCCUACAACGCCGCCUUCCUCAGAGAGUCCCUGCUGUACACCCUGAUCGGAAAGCAUGUCGCUCUGGUUAAGGUUGAACCAGCUGGAGGACCAGCCAUCGAGAAGUUUGAAUUCGAGAUUCAGGUUGGAGAGAAAGCAGCAGAAAAGAUCAUGAAAGUGAUCAACCAGCGCGAGGAAGAGCAAACCCUUGAGGACAAGAACGUCUUGCUGAAGCUGAAGAAGAUCCUGGUUCCUGGUCUAAGGAACAGCACCGUGACGUCCUCCAGCUCCAGCAGCUCCCAGUCGUCCAGCUCCAGCCAGUCUCGCUCCGUCAGCUCCAGCUCAAGCGGCUCCUCCUCCACGUCGUCCAAGCCUUCCUCCUCCAAAUCCGCCUCUCAGCGAAGAAGCACGAUGGUCGAUCCCGCCGCUCCCAGCAACAAGAAGCGCAGCAGCUCCUCCAGCAGCUCCUCUAGCAGACGUACAAAGAGUCGCUCCAGCAGCUCCUCUAGCAGCGACUUGAGCAGUCAGUCGUCGCAGCGCACCAGCAGCAAGUCCUCCAGCUCCAGCUCCUCCAGCUCCAGCGCCGAGUCAAAGGAACAGGAUCCAAUGAAGUUCAAGAAGAACCACGUCCACCAGCAUAAACUUGCCUCAAACCGGGCCGAAUCCCACAGCAGCGCCGCCAGCUUCGAGAGCAUCCAGACCAAGGCCAAGUACCUCUCCGAUGUGGUGAGUCCCUCUGUGACCAUCCUCAUUCGUGCUGUGAGAGUCGACCACAAGGUCCAGGGAUACCAGGUCACAGCUUACCUCGACAGAGAAACCUCCAGAGUACAGAUCAUCAUCGCCAACCUGGCUGAGGGCGACAAGUGGAGGAUCUGCGCUGACGGCGUGAAGCUGAGUAACCAAAAGCUGAUGGCUGCAGUCGCCUGGGGCAUUGAAUGCAAACAGUACUUAACCAAGAUCACCGCUGAGACCGGCCGUGUGGAGCAGAUGCCCGCGAUCCGCCUCAAGUUGGCCUGGGACAGAGUUCCAACGAGCAUGAAGCGCUAUGCACGCAAGCUCUCCAAGUACAUCAGCCGCAUCCCUCUGGAGAUUGAAGUGAGCAAGGCGAAGGUCAAGACUGAAAGACAGAUUGCUCUGACUAUAGCUGCUGCUUCUGAGAAAAGCCUGAAUGUCGCGCUGAGGACAGCAAAGAGGACCUACUACAAACGUGGCCUGGCUCUGCCUAUCUCUUUGCCUUAUGGAGAAACUGCUGCCGAGCUGGAGGCAUUCCAGAGCAACUUUGCUGACACGAUCUCCUACAUGUACACCAAGGUUAACAAAGCUGAGUGCAGCAUGGUCAACGAAACGCUGACAACAUUCAACAACAAAAGACUUAGAAACGAUAUGCCGCACGCCUGCUCCCAGAUCUUGGCUUACGAUCCCACAGACGAGCAGAAAUUCAUGAUUGAGCUGAGGAAGGACCACCCAGAGGACAAGUACCAGAUCACUCUCUGGAUGUCCAGCAUCAAAAUCGACAUAUUCCCGAAGGACGCUGCUAUCAAGGUGAAGCUUAAUGACAGAGAACUUCCCAUCACCAAUCAGUCAUACGUGGACAGUUCAGAAACAAUCCAGAUCAGACAGAGGCCUCAGGGCAUCGCUGUCAUCGCUCCCAAACUCGGUGUUCAGGAAGUCCUCUUUGGUUUCAACACUUUGAAGAUUCAACUUGUGGACUGGAUGUUAAGCAAGGUCUCUGGAGUCUGCGGAAAGGGUGAUGGGGAAAUCAGACAGGAGUACAGAAAACCCAACGGAGAGCUGACCAGGGACGCGGCCAACUUUGCUCAUCAGUGGAUUGUUCCUGGAAGGAGCUGCCGAGAUGUCUCUGAGUGUUUCCUGGAGAAGCAAUCCGUGAAACUGGAGAAGCAGGUUAACCUUCACGGCCAGCAAUCCAAAUGCUACUCUGUCGAGCCAGUGCUGCGCUGCCUGGCCGGCUGCACGCCGCUGAGGACCACCAAGGUCAACGUCGGUUUCCACUGCGUUCCUGCUGAUGCCAACGUAAACCAAGGUCUAAGCAACAUCUACGAGAAGAGCAUUGACCUGAUUGAAACAGCAGAAGCCCACCUGGCCUGCCGCUGCUCUCCUCAUUGCCACCAGGUUUCCUUUUUAAACGGCCGAUCGACACCACACAGCCUCACAACCUCAUCAGCCAUGAGAGUGGUUGUGCUUGCCCUGACUCUGGCCUUCGUGGCUUGUCAAUCUUCCCACCUUGCUCCGGAAUUCACUGUUGGUAAAACUUACGUCUACAAGUAUGAGGCGGUGAUCCUGGGCGGCCUGCCAGACGAAGGUUUGGCACGAGCCGGACUCAACUUCACCAGCAGAAUCCUCAUCCGUACUGAAGGCAACCGUUUUGUGCUGAAGCUUGAGGAUCCUGAGCUCUACGAGUACAAUGGCGUUUGGCCUCAGGAUAAGUUCAUCAAGGCCACCAAGCUGACGACGUUGCUGGCAACUCAGCUCAUGACUCCCGUCGAGUUUGAAUAUACCAACGGUGUUGUCGGAACAAUGUUCGCCCCUCCGGGAGUCCCAGCAAUGGCGCUGAACAUCUACAGAGGAAUCCUGAGUGCCCUUGAGCUCAACAUCAAGAAGACACACAAUGUCUACGAACUGCAGGAGGCCGGAACUCAGGGUAUGUGCAAGACCCUCUAUUCCAUUAUUGAAGACGACCAGGCUGACCACAUCCGUCUGACCAAGACCAGGGACAUGAACCAAUGUCAGGACAGGGUCAUCAAGGACAUGGGGUUGGCAUACACUGAGAAAUGUGUCAAGUGCCAGGAGGAUGCCAAAAACCUGAGAGGAGCUACGACAUACGAUUACACCCUGAAGCGGCUUGCUAGCGGCGUCCUGAUCGAGAAAGUGAGAGUCAACGAGCUCAUCCAGUUCUCGCCUUUCAGUGACAUGAAAGGAGCUGCUCAGAUGGAAACCAAGCAAUCCUUGAUCUUUCACGAGAUCCGAAAUGCCCCAAUUGUCCCAGUUGCCGGGCCUGGAUAUGUUCCCCAUGGAUCUCUCAAGUAUGAGUUCCCCACUGAGCUCAUUCAGGCACCCAUUCAGAUCAUCAGGACCAACAAUGCAAAGGCCCUGAUUGAGGAGACUCUGAACCACCUGGUGACCCACAAUGUGGCAACAGUCCACGAGGACGCCCCUCUGAAGUUCUUGGAAUUAGUUCAGCUCCUCCGUGCAAUCCAGUAUGAAGACCUGGAAGUGCUCUGGCGCAAAUACAAUAAAAUGCCUGCCCAAAGACAAUGGUUUAUGGAUUCCAUCACCGUCACCGCAACUCCUGCUGCUCUGAGGUUCCUCAGAGACAAACUCCUGACUGAGCAGCUGAUGGUGCCUGAAGUAGUUCAGGCUCUGAUGGGCUCUAUUCACAUGAUGACAGCAAGCACAGAGUCCAUUCAGCUGUUUCAGACCCUGAUCAGCAACCCCAAAAUAAAUGAGAAGCCACUUCAGCGUGACGUCAUCUUGCUUGGCUAUGGUUCCAUGAUCUACAGGCACUGUUCUGAGAUGGCUGUUUGUCCUCUUGAACUCAUAAAUCCCAUCCAGGAGUAUUUCAAUGAGAGGUUGACGAAGGAAGAGGAUGUGAUCCUGUACCUGAAGACUUUGGGAAAUGCCGGGCUUCCUGCUACCAUCAAGAAAAUCACCAAGUACCUGCCCAUUCAUGGCACUUCAGGUGCAACUCAGCCAAUGAAAGUUCACACCGAAGCCCUCAUGGCCCUGAGGAACAUCGCAAAGAAGGAGCCCAAAAUGGUCCAGGACUUGGCUCUUCAGCUCUACAUGGACAAGUCUCUUCACCCAGAGAUCCGCAUGCUUUCAUGCAUUGUGCUGUUUGAGACGAGACCUCCGCUGGUUUUGGUGAUGACUGUUGCCAACAGUGUGAAGAGAGAGUUGAACCUGCAGGUAGCAAGCUUCACUUACUCUCACAUGAAGUCUCUGACAAGGAGCACCAGCACCGUCGAAGCCUCAGUUGUUGCCAAUUGCAAUGUCGCCAUCAAAAUCUUGGCCCGCAGGCUGGAGAGAUUGAGCUUGCACUACAGCAGAGCCGUCCACAUGGACAUCUACGACAGGGACUACAUGCUCGGUGCUGCUGCCAGCGUUUUCUACAUCAACGAUGCCGCCACCAUUCUUCCCAAAGCCAUCAUGGCUAAAACCAGAGCCUACAUCGCUGGAGCUGUUGCUGAUGUUCUGGAGGUCGGAGUGAGAGCUGAGGGGCUGCAGGAGGCCCUCCUGAAAAACCCUUCGCUUCUCGACAACGCCGACAGGAUCAACAAGAUGAAGCGCAUCAUCAGCGAUUUCUCCCACUGGAGGUCUCAGCCCAGCAGCAAGCCUCUGGGCUCCUUCUACAUCAAGCUCUUCGGACAAGAAGUUGCUUUUGGCAGCAUUGACAAAACCUUGAUCAACAACGCCAUCGAGUACGGACGUCAAGCUUAUGAUCAGGGACUUGGCAGAAAGGCUAUCGACUUCCUGCAGUCUGGUAUUUCCGUCCACGUUGCCAAGCCUAUGCUGGCCACUGAGGUGCGUCGCAUACUGCCGACUGUCGCCGGUGUUCCACUGGAGCUCAGUCUGUACACUGCUGCUGUGACCGCUGCAACGGUUAAAGUUGAAACCAAAAUUAAACCAGCUCUGCCAAGCGGCUUUGCUCUCACCGAACUUUGGAGCAGAGACGUUCAGCUCGACGCCGAGAUCAGACCAAGUGCUGUUGUGAACACAUUUGCUGUGAUGGGCAUAAACACUGCUGAACUCCAGGCUGGUGUGAUUACGAAAGCCAAACUCAACUUCACCACGCCGGUCAAAAUCGCUGCAAGCAUUAACAUCCCAGAGGAGCACUUUAAGAUCGAAGCUCUGCCUGUUUCAGUGCCUGAAACCGUUGCAGCUGUGGAAGUUAAGACUCUUGCUAUGACAAGAAAUAGUGAGGAAACUGCUGCAAGAUUCACUCCUAUCGUCCCUGUCAAACGCUUGCAAUCCCGCUCAAAGGAGAUUCUCACAUCUAAAAUUGCUUCUUCUGCUGCUGUUAGCGUGGCACAAUCCGUGGAGAUCCUUUCCCGGGAAGAGCAAGCGUCCAGGGAAAACCUUAAAUCCAGAGUGUCUGAGUUUAAGAAGAAGUACUGCACUAAGUUGGUUGGUGUUGGACUGAAGGCCUGUUUCAAGGUUGCUAGUGAAAAUGCCGGUUUCCUCAAGGACGUUGCCAUGUACAAACUGGCUGGAAGCCACUCUGUCGCUCUUUCUUUAAAACCAAUUGAAGGUGAAGUCGUUGAGAGGCUGGAGAUGGAGGUUGGAAUUAGACAAAAGGCUGCAGAGAGGCUCAUCAAAAAGAUCGCCAUGAGCCAAGAACAAGCCCGUCAGGGAGGACCAAUCCUGAUGAAGCUCAGGAAAAUCCUGGCUCCUAAUGUGGGGAAUGGCACCUCGUCCUCCUCCUCUUCUUCUAGCUCCAGCAGCUCCAUUGGAACCAGCUCCAAGUCCUCCUCUGGCUCUUCCAGCUCCUCAUCUCGCACCAGCAGCAAGGUCAAUGAUGCAACUGUUCAACCCAGUAAACGCCGCCACAGUCGCAGCAGCAGCAGCGACAGGAGCAGGAGCAGCAGCAGCAGCGCCAGCAGCAGCAGCGCCAGCAGCAACAGCAGCAGCAUCAGCAGCAGCCGCAGCUCCACCACCAGCAGCCGCAGCAGCAGCAGCAGCUCUGCGAGAACUAUCCGCAGGUCUUCCCGUUCCAGCUCCGAAUCAAGUGGAAGCUCAAGCUCUUCUAGCUCCAGUUCUCGCAAGUCAAAGCAAUUGAAUAAUUCCCAAAGGUUCCUGAAGACCCACAAGAAACAGGGUCUCAACUCCCGGGCCACCUCAUCAGCACGUAACAGAAGCACGAGUGCCUCCUCAAGCGUUGAGAAGGUCUACAAACAGAAAAGAUUCCUGGGCAGCGAAGAUGCUAUCUUGGCUGUCGUCUUCCGUGCUGUGAAGGCUAACAACAGGAUGCAGGGAUACAAAGUUGCCACCUACCUGGACCGACCUACCGCCAGACUUCAGGUUAUUCUGGCUCCCUUGGCUGUUGAUAAAAGCUGGAGGAUCUGCGCUGAUGGUGUUGUGUCUAGCAUGCACAAAGCCACGGCUCGAGUCACUUGGGGAACAGAUUGCGGCCAAUACGACACUACGGUGACCGCUGAAACUGGCAAUGUUGGUGAUAAGCCUGCAGCUCGCCUCAGACUGCGCUACAACAGAAUACCUUCCGUCCUGAAACGCUACGCAAAGAUGGCAUCUAGGAGCAUUCCUUCUCGCAUGCUGGCCAACUUGUUUCAAGGAAGGGACAGAAACAGCACCAAGCAGCUCUCAUUCACGGUGGUGGAAGUAUCUGACAGGAUCCUUGAUUUCAUCUGGAAAACAGAAAGAGGCAAUGUCUACAAGCAGACUGUGCCUCUUCCCAUCAGGCUGCCACUUCAAGACAUGAGAGGUUUAAUCCCCUCCAGAGACUACAGCAAGAACGUGCAAUACAUGAUUUCCAGAAUUGCUCCAGCUGAAUGCCGUUCCUCCAAAGACAAACUGAGAACGUUCAACAACAGGACAUACUCCAUCAAGACGCCCGAGUCCUGCUAUCAGAUUCUGGCAGCGGAUUGCACGGAAGACCUGAAAUUCAUUGUUCUGCUGAGGAAGGACGAGCGCGAGCGCGACCUCAUCAACAUUAAGAUCGCUGACAUCGACAUUGACCUCUACCCAAGGAGCAACGACGUGGCUCUGCAGGUCAACUCAAGGGAAACGCCCAUUACCCAGUCAUUCCAGGAACUCAGAGAAGGCAUCCAGGUCAGACGAAAGGAUGAAGGCAUCGUUGUGAUUGCACCUCAAUAUGGUCUUGCUGAGUUCUACUAUGACAAGAACUCAUGGCAGAUUAUGAUCCCGGACUGGAUGAAAGGAAAGACCUGUGGAAUCUGUGGAGGGGCUCAAGGAGAGUUCAAACAGGACUACCGCCUGCCCUCCGGACGCCUGGGCAAGAACACCGAACUCCACGCUCUGUCCUGGGUUGUGCAGGGCCAAAGCUGCAAGAAUCCCAAUGAGUGCCGUUUGAGUCACGAGUCUGUGCUGCUGGAGAAGCAGGUGAACGUACGUGGCCAGGAGUCCAGAUGCUACUCUGUUGAGCCUGUGCUGCGCUGUCUGCCCGGCUGCGUCCCCGUGAAGACCACCCCAGUCAAUGUUGGCUUCCACUGCCUGCCCGCUGAUUCCGACCGAACCGGGCUAAACAUCUCCGAGAGGAGCGAAGACGUGAGGGACACCAUUGACUUUCACAUGGCCUGCAGCUGCACAGCGCAGUGUGUCUAAAAACGCUGUCUUUUGUCAGUCAUUUACAUCCUCUGUAUGUUUUCCGUCUAAUUUCAAAUAAACUGCAUCUCAAAUGAA
Messenger RNA from Stegastes partitus (bicolor damselfish), 9097 nucleotides. RefSeq names its product vitellogenin 2 (gene vtg2). Gene Ontology annotation, molecular function: lipid carrier activity. The transcript is spliced from 59 exons. Gene Ontology annotation, biological process: cellular response to estrogen stimulus; response to estradiol; lipid transport. NCBI's taxonomy places the organism in Eukaryota, Metazoa, Chordata, Actinopteri, Pomacentridae. The record is from RefSeq and is a predicted model, not a curated record. The coding region runs from base 29 to 9019 and encodes 2996 amino acids.